AUGAAGCUGAUUCUCUUCUUCACGGUCUCUCUCCUCGUGGGGUUAGCAUACUCCGCUCCAGUCUCUAGUGAAGAAGAUGAAACUGUGGUGGUCACCCCGGAGUUCUUCCCAGAUGAAAUUGCCGUACACACUUUUGACCACGAUCCCGUCAAAAUCCUGACUCCAUUGAAUGCAUUGAACUUUGAGGAUGAUGAAGAUGAUGAAAGCAGCGAUUCUGAUGCUACAACAACCUUUGUAGUAUUAGCUGACAAAGAUGACCAGGGAAAAAAGGUUUACAAAGGUCUCUACUUACUCACCAGUGGAGAAGCAACUAAAAUUCUAGAGAAUGGUAAAGACGCAGCUGCUGCCAACGAUGACACCAAACUGGUUUACUUUGCAGCCUCAGACGGCAUCUACGUUUACAAUGCUGAAAAGAAAUCAGCUGAUAAAUACGGUUCAGUAUCUGACGACUUAAUCGGCAUCGCUAAGGUCAACGGCAGUGAUGCUAUCUACGUUCUGUCAGCUGACCAUUUUGUAUACAAGGUUACAGAGAAUGGAAACAAAAAAGUGAAGGUUGACCCAAUUGUGGAUGCUCAGCAGAUCAUCUUGGAUUACCAGAACAACCUCUUUUACUAUACCAGCGACAAGUCUGUCUAUGUUUACGUGAACGGUGAAGUCAAGAAGAUCGGAGGUCUCCCAGAGCACGCAUCGUACGUUGAGAUCCUGAACCCAGCGUUCGUCUUUGAGAAUGGUGCGCCCGUCAUCGUCGACAACAAAUCUUACCUUAUUUAUGAGAACGGUACUAGUGAGGCUGGUGACUUCGAGUUCCAGGUCAAGCCUACCGCCUACUCCAUGGAGGCUACCCUCAUCCAAUACUACGCUUACAACAAGAAGGUCUAUGAAUACAAUGUUUUGGCUAUCAUCCUCGGCGAGGUGCUGGAAGAAUUGAAGAAGUUCUUGGAUGACAAGACUGAUGCCAUUCAAUCCAUUGCGACGAGGUCUAGGAGCGAUUUGCGCGCUUAA
Spodoptera littoralis (African cotton leafworm) is the source of this 1002-nucleotide messenger RNA. The record is from the annotation of a GenBank genome assembly. NCBI's taxonomy places the organism in Eukaryota, Metazoa, Arthropoda, Insecta, Lepidoptera, Noctuidae.